AUGAGCGUAGCAGGCUCAACAUCUUCGCAAGGAACGACGCACUCACGCUCACCUUCAAGGUCUCGCUCUCCACCGUACAGCGAUGGCCGAUAUCCACCGUCGUCAAGCAACUCUAGAUAUCGUUACGAAUACAGCAGUUAUCGACCUCCUCGCAGUGGCAUGUCUGUCGAUUUGGAUAAUUACAGAGAUUUGCGUGAUAGAGAACGUGAUCGUGAAAGAGACCGUGAUCGUGAGAGGGAUCGUGAUAGAGAUAGAUCCAUGUUAAUGAGAGACGACAGAUAUAUGAAUCCUCGUGGAAGAGAAAGAGACAGGGAUGAUAGAUACACGCCCUAUUACCGAGAGGAUCCUCAUCAUUAUGCACCAUCAUCAUCUUCCAGCAUGAUGCCCAGAGAUUAUCCCAAAAUAUCGACAAACCCACUUCGUCGUGAAUUGAGCUCAUCAGAUCCAACAAAAGAUUCAAAACUACCAUCUUCCUCCAGCUCAACAAGUGUGAAAGAUAUAAAAGACGACACGAAACCUCCAGUGACACCUACCGGUGAUGGACCGCCACCUUCAUCUAAUUAUCCACCCCCACCGCCAUUAUCAAGUCGAUACAGUGAUUGGCGUGAUAGAGAUCGUGAACGAGAUCGAGACAGAGAGAGAAGAUACAGAGAUGAUGAUCGUCGCCGAGACUAUGAUAGACGACGAGAUGGGUAUAUGCGUGAUAUGAGAUACGAAUCAUCUGGCUAUGGCGCACCGCCACCCAACUACCAAAUGGCUCCUUACGGUGGUGAUUCUUACCGACCUGAAAGAGACCGAGAUAGAGACAUUCCACCAUCCCCCAGCUCACAUCUUCCCUAUUACGAACGAGAUCGAUUAGACGACCGUGACUAUUACAGCAGAGGUCUAAGAAGCAGUGGCCCCAGCAGCUCCAUUGACUAUGAUCGUUAUCGCUCUUCGGGCAGAAGUCGACCCUCAUGGGGACCCAGCAAAAUGGAUGACAGCAGACGCAUGAUGGAUCGUGAUAGACCUGAAAGGAUAUCCACCAAUGUUGAAGUUCGCAGUGGAAGAACAUCACCUACAUCAGCUACGACAGCCACUUAUGCCGCUGCUGCUAGUCUGUCUGCCGCAAAAGAUCGCUCAUCCGACGUUUUUAAAGUGGACGACAAAAAGGAAGAGUUGGAGCCACGCACUAGUGCUGAAUCAAAUGUAUCACCUAUUGAGAAGCCAUCCACCACAGCUGCAAUUCCUGAGGAAAUAUCAUCAAAGGCAGAUAAUUCAACAAUCUCCACUUCUGUUGCCGAAACGAUCACAUCAAACAAAGAGGAUGUGCUUGAAAAGGGUGAAGUCAUUGAAGAUGAUGUCAAACUUCCUCCGCCAAAGCAAAGAGAGAGCAUGGAUAUUGAGCCUCAAGAAGUACCUGCGGCAAUUGAUGAUGGGCCACCAGAGGAAACUCCAAGCAAACAGCCACCGGCAUCCACGACUGCAGUAGAGAAAGAAGAUGCAGUAGGACGAUCAAAAUCUCCUGAACCCAUGGAGGUCGAUUCGGAAUUACCACCUUCCGCAAAAACUGAACCCACUGCAGCAGAUCAGCAGCCAGAGGAAAAAUCAACAGAAAAAACAGAGCAGGUCUCGUCUACAACAUCCACCUCUCCAGCACCAACAACUGCUGUGACAACGCCACCUCCCAUGAAGAUUGCACUUCCACCACAAACACUUGAAAUGGAGCAAGAUCAAGAGGAAAAGGAACAAGGCGAGACAGCGACAGCUGCCCCACAAGAGGAAAAAUCAAACAGUUUGACGCAGGAACAAAUUGUGGAACGCAUUGAUGACAUUGAGAAUCAAAUCUCGACAUACGAAGACAUGCUUGAGGCAGCACUAAAGCGAGAAGAAGAGAAAGCCAAUACGGCUAAUAAUGAGGAAGAAGAAGAUGUUGAAAUGGCAGACGACGAAGAUGAAAAUGCAGAAGAAGAAGCGGCUCAAAACAAGGAAGAAGCUAAGAAACAGGCACUGCAAGCCAUGGAAAACGAGCCUUCUUCAUCCAACGGUACAGCAGACAUGAUGGACUUUUCAGACGUCUCUUCUCCUAUCAUGCGUAAACGACCACAGCUCCUCAUCAACCAACUGCGCUCCAAGAACGACCAUUUGGAAGAUGAACUGUAUGAAAAGAUUCUGCAAGACAAUCGUACCGUAGCUCAGCACAAUUCGCGAAUGGUUGAUGGUAUCUGGCAAGGCAAAGAGGAAACCGCUGAAGGUUGGCUUGACCAAGACACAUGGUCCAAACCUCUGUAUGCGCGUAUUGAAGACUAUCCCUGUUACAAGGAAAACAUUGCCAACUUUGCAAAGUUGCAGAUCAGUGUCGCUCAUGCGCUGGUGUCUCAGGAAAAGGCACUCAAGGACAAGGAACGCCGUUUGAAGGCAGAAUACCGAGAACACUACAGGAUUUGGAAGCAAAAGAACCUGUACUUAGAUCACAGACGUGAGGAUGAGCGUAAGCGACUCGACAGAUACAACGGACAGCGCGCCAAUUCUCGGCAUCGCGGUAAAGAUGAGCCUGAAGAGUACAGUGAUAAUGUUAUUUUUGUGCCUGGUGCUGCUGACGCACUGCGUUUCAAAAACGAUGGUGCCUCUACGCCUUACGGUAACGGUUAUUUCACUUCAGAUGCUGUUCGGUCAGAGGCGGAAUUGCUAGAGAUCAUUCAGUCCCUGGAGUCCGCCGAGAUGAGAAACCCUGAAUCUCGUGCCAAAAAGACAACAGCCACCAUCCCACCCAUGAUUUUGGAUUCGCGUGAACGCAUGCGCACCUAUGAUGAUCGCAGUGGCCUUGUGGAAGAUCCUCUUACCUACUACCAUACGGGCCCUGAUACCGGUGAUGUCUGGAACCAGCAAGAAGUCACCACCUUCAUGGAAUCAUACAUGAUGUAUCCCAAGCAGUUUGAACGUAUCUCGAUUGCUAUUGGCACAAAGACAGCCCCUCAAUGUGUCUUGUUUUAUUACCGUAAAAAGAAGAAGAUUGAUUUCAAAGCAUUGAUGAAAAAGGGUCGUAGGGGGAAGGCCACCAAGCACAGAGACAGGAUAGCUGCAGCUAUCCGUGCUGUCACUGGUGACUCUGCUGCUCCUAAUACACGCAAGGCAAAGAGUAAGGGAUCUGCUCUUAUGACGGAUAUCGGUGAAGCACAAGUAUCAAGAAAGGCCAAGGAAAAGGACGCUGAACGCAGAAACAGAGAGCGCCGUGAAUUGGAUCCAUCCAGCGCGAGUUACGAAGGCCUCACUGAGAGAAAGCGAUCCAAGCGACCUACUAGCAACAGUGCCAAUGUGUCUGUUCCUCCUAUUUCAACGCCUAUCGUUCAAUCAGGUGCUGCAAGCAGUGCUUCUGAUGACACUGAGAUGGUGUUGAACCAACAGCAGCAAGACAAGCGUCGUACUAAUUCUGGAUCAACCGCUAUUUCUGCUCAACGCCGUAAAGGUCGCUCUUCACGGGAACCCACUCAAGUCACUACAGUCAAUGAUGUACCUAUAGUCUUGCCUGCUGAACCCACUGCUACCAAACGUUAUGUGGAAGAUCUUUCCAAUGCAGCUACGGCCGAAGACGAUGACGAUGAGAGAGCCAAUUUGUCGUCCGGUGCAAGUGUGUCUGGCGGUGGAUCUACCAAAUGGUCAGAACGCGAAAGGGAGAUGGCUAUCGAGGCAUUUAAACAGUAUGGCCGUGAUUUUGUUCAAGUGGCCUCAUUGAUUCAGACGAAAACAGAGGAACAGUGUCGCAAUUUCUAUCACAACUUUAAGCGUAGAUUUGGUGCCAAUGCGUUCAAUGAAGAGCAUGCGCGUCCAGUGGAGCCCACGCCUGCACAGUCAGUUCAUACACCAUCUACUGUUACUGCUCCAGCACCGAUUGUCACUUCGCCCAUACAAACUGCAGUUCAUAACCAAGUAGUCGCUUUGAGUGGACGAACCGAUCUUAAAGCCGAAGAAGAAGAUGCAGCUGCAGCUCUUGUAGGCAUGUUUCAAAUGGGAGCCAACACACCUCGAGAAGAAUCGAAUCCGGUAUUGACAUCACGAUCAAGAACAUCCAGCAGCCAUGAAGAAAAUGCUGCCCCCAUGAACAGUGCACCUGCUAUUGCUGCAGUAGCAACUGCAAUUGCUCCUCAACCUGCUGUCAUAGCUACUAGUAGCCAUUCUACACCAAGUACCUCGUCGCUGUCUUAUAUGACCCCUAGUCAGCUUCAACAACAACAGAGGAGACGUCGCGUGCGAUCCACAUCCAGUCGAUCAGAAAGUGUACAUGAGGAAGCCUCCUCCUCUGAUUGGCCAGAUUCUGAUUAUGCAGCUAGAUCAGUCCCUAGUGCUGGUGCUGGUCGUAAGCUGGGUCGCUCUGCUACCUUGGCAGAUGCCAGACGUCCCACUUACUCUUCGUAUUGGUCUGUUUCUGAACGAAACGAGUUUUCUAGGUACCUGGCCAUGUAUGGUAGAGAUUGGGAAAAGGUCGCCAAUGCAAUGAAGUCAAAAACCAUGAUUCAAGUGCGAAAUUUCUAUGCCAACAAUGAGGAAAAGUUGAAUUUAAGGGAAUAUGUGAAUCAGUAUGAAGCACGUCAACAGCAGCAAUUACAGCAACCACCACCCGAUGUCGUGCCACCACCACCACCACCUCAUCAACGUGAUAUUGCUCCUCCAUAUGAUACAGGUGCGGCAGCACAUUUCCAAGCACUUCAAAACUUUCCUUUUCCUGCGCCCAUACAAGAUCAGACACCAUCACCACGAUUGGCAUCGUCUUCACCUCAAGUGCCUAGCCAAGUACAACACAUCAAGCCCAGCAACAGCAGUAAGGGCUCACCUUAUAUGAUGAAUCGCACUGGCUACAUGUCUGCAUCGACGCCUCCACCGCCUAGUAGAAUUGCUCCAUCUUCAUCUUCAUCGUCGCCUUCUGAACCUGUGUAUUCCAAUAGCCCUCGGGUUAAUUAUACUGCUACAUCUGCUACUCGACCUAUUGCACAGGCACCAUCACAGCCGCCACAGCCAUUGUCAUCGCAUCCACCGCAUCAUCAUCUACACCAACAGCAACAGCAGAUACCACCACAGCCAUCACAGCCUGCUGCCGUGGAAGCACCAUCUGCUGUCACCAAAGUGGCAGACCUGCUCAAUAACAAUGAUGAUCCAGCUGAGCCUAGUCAAAAUAGCUGGGAGACCUGGUUUGGAAGUUAG
This is a messenger RNA of Mucor velutinosus, 5175 nucleotides long. RefSeq names its product Prohibitin-2, subunit of the prohibitin complex (Phb1p-Phb2p). The transcript has 5 exons. The record is from RefSeq and is a predicted model, not a curated record. Gene Ontology annotation, biological process: regulation of transcription by RNA polymerase II. NCBI's taxonomy places the organism in Eukaryota, Fungi, Mucoromycota, Mucoromycetes, Mucorales, Mucoraceae. Gene Ontology annotation, cellular component: chromatin. Bases 1 to 5175 code for a protein of 1724 amino acids.